Molecule: messenger RNA, 1227 nt
Organism: Rodentolepis nana
Lineage: Eukaryota; Metazoa; Platyhelminthes; Cestoda; Cyclophyllidea; Hymenolepididae
Source: the annotation of a GenBank genome assembly
AUGCCCGCUACAGCACCGGUUAUGUCAAAGCGUAUAGGCGCUGAUAAGAAAAAUCCCACUGGUACACAAGCAAAGCGGAGACCACAAGGCGGUCAAGGUUCUGAUACUGAUUCCGGAAUUUAUCAAGUAAAAAGUCACACAAUUAUACAAAGACGUCAACCCCCACCCAAAUUUAAUCGACCUGCACGUGAUACUUACUUUGAUAAGGUGCUUAACAAUUCGGAAGACUCCUAUGAGGAGAGUGUCGAAAAUGACGGUUUCUACAUCUGUGAAGAUUGCAAAAUGGAUGAUGGUGAGCACAAUAUUCUAUUAAAUGAAAGCAAUAAAGGAUUAUUACAUUUGCCGAAGAUGCAAAAUGAACGCAGGCAAGCUCCCAGCUACUUAAUAAAGGUCAAGUUUGAUUUGAGUGUGCUAACUUCAGAAUAUGCCUUAAGAAGUAGAAGAAAUCGAUUCAGUGACGAGUUUUACGACGAAAAUGAAGAAGAUGAAAGCCUAACAGAAGACGAAACUCCAUCACCUCAGAGAAGACCCUCUGGGAGGCAACCAUCUAAACCCACCCGAAAUGCCAGUUUUCAAAGACAACGUCAACAGAAGCCACAUCCAAAACCCGAAGUGUUAGACCGAUCUCAAAACACCAAAACAAUAAAACGAGCGGGCGCAAGACUGUCUCAAAGAGAUAACAGACGAGAACCACCAAGGUCCAGAAGGGAACCUGAAUAUUCCGAUUUCGACAGCAAUGAAGAUGAACAAAACAGUGAGAUGUCCGUAGAAAUGCAACCCCGUCGACGAUCAGUUCACAAUGACGCUCCUCCAAGGCGUGCCAAACAACAGGUCGUUGAACGCAGAACUACUACCCGAUUAUCGAGACAGAAUGAUGACGAUGUUAGAAUUAGGAGGAGGCGAGUUGCAGACAAUUACUCUUCCGAAUCCUGGACAGAGGCCUCCGAACGGUCUGACAACUCCGAAGAUACUUAUGAACACAUAGAAGUUCAGCGUCGCAACUCACGUCGACAAAAUAGAAAGGUGUAUACGACAUAUUUAGAACAUCCCCACACACAUAUUGUAGAAAUAUACGAAUACGAGGACGACCAACAGGCCAGACCCCAAGGUCGGCGAGUCCGUCCAAGGAGCAAAACACAAGGUCCUUCAAACGGAUCUUUAGGUGAAUGCCAACUUUUAUUUAAAUUUAUUGUCCAGAAAUGGAAGACGAAUUUCAACUGUUGCUGA